CUUGUAUUUCAUUAUUCACACUCCAUUCAACUUUUUCCCCAUUCUUCAGUUUCGUUUCACCUUCUUGCAUAUUUUGCUUUGCAGCCGCCAUGUGCGGAAUCCUUGCAGUGUUUGGUUGCGUCGACAACUCUCAGGCCAAACGCGCCCGCAUCAUCGAGUUAUCUCGCAGGUUGAGGCAUCGAGGUCCUGAUUGGAGUGGCUUGCAUUGCCAUGAGGAUUGUUACCUUGCUCAUCAGCGUCUCGCUAUUAUCGACCCUACUUCAGGGGAUCAACCUCUCUACAAUGAGGACAAGACUGUUUUUGUCACUGUGAAUGGGGAGAUAUACAACCAUAAGGAUUUGAGACAGACACUGAAGUCCCAUCAACUUCGAACUGGCAGUGAUUGUGAAGUGAUUUCCCAUCUUUAUGAAGAGCAUGGAGAAGACUUUAUUGAUAUGCUGGAUGGAAUGUUCUCCUUCAUCCUUCUUGAUACUAGAGAUAAAAGUUUUAUUGCUGCUCGUGAUGCUAUUGGCAUUACCCCUCUUUACUUGGGCUGGGGCCAUGAUGGAUCAAUAUGGUUUGCAUCUGAAAUGAAAGGUCUGAGUGAUGAUUGUGAAAGAUUCAUAUCUUUUCCACCGGGGCAUAUAUAUUCCAGCAAACAGGGAGGAUUAAGAAGGUGGUACAAUCCGCCAUGGUUCUCAGAGCAUAUUCCUUCUACACCUUAUGAUCCAAUGAUUUUGCGUCAGGCCUUUGAGAGGGCUGUAGUUAAGAGAAUGAUGACUGAUGUACCUUUUGGAGUUCUUUUGUCUGGAGGAUUGGACUCAUCACUUGUUGCUGCUGUGGCCAAUCGUCAUUUGGCUGCAUCUGAAGCUGCUUGCCAGUGGGGAUCGCAGUUACAUACUUUUUGCAUUGGUUUAAAGGGGUCCCCGGAUUUAAAAGCUGCAAAAGAGGUAGCAGAUUAUCUAGGUACUUGUCACCACGAACUGAAUUUCACUGUUCAGGAAGGUAUAGAUGCACUUGAAGAAGUCAUAUACCAUAUUGAAACAUAUGAUGUAACGACUAUCAGAGCUAGUACUCCAAUGUUUCUGAUGUCCAGAAAAAUUAAAUCCUUGGGAGUGAAAAUGGUUCUUUCUGGAGAAGGUUCAGAUGAAAUAUUUGGAGGUUACCUGUAUUUCCAUAAGGCACCUAACAAGGAGGAAUUUCACGAAGAAACGUGUCAAAAAAUUAAAGGUCUUCAUCUUUAUGACUGCCUUAGAGCCAACAAAUCAACUUCAGCAUGGGGUGUAGAGGCACGUGUACCAUUCUUGGAUAAAGAAUUUAUCAACAUAGCCAUGGAUAUGGAUCCGGAGUGGAAAUUGAUAAAGCCUGAUAUUGGAAGGAUAGAAAAGUGGGUAUUGCGCAAUGCAUUUGAUGAUGAUAAGAAUCCAUAUUUACCAAAGCACAUAUUAUACAGGCAGAAGGAACAGUUCAGUGACGGUGUUGGCUACAGCUGGAUUGAUGGCUUGAAGGAUCAUGCUGACAAACAAGUCACAGAUUCAAUGCUGAAGCAUGCCAACUGUGUUUACCCUGAAAACACUCCUACUACAAAAGAGGGAUAUCUCUACCGGACAAUUUUUGAGAAGAUAUAUCCAAAGAAUGCUGCUAGGCAAACAGUUCCAGGAGGUCCAAGUGUGGCAUGCAGCACUGCAAAAGCUGUGGAAUGGGAUGCAACUUGGUCCAAAAAUCCUGACCCUUCUGGUCGUGCAGCGCUGGGUGUUCAUGCAGCUGCGUAUGCAGAUGCACCAUAAUAACCGAGAUCAAUAACGGGUCCAUCUAAAGUUGAUGAAAAUGAAACUACUGGAGAAAUGGGAUUGUUUUUAUUUUUCACAAAUUAAGACAUUUUAAAGUUUUAGAUCUCCAGCAGAUUAAGGUUAUAUUUCUUGCUCUCU
Lotus japonicus is the source of this 1907-nucleotide messenger RNA. RefSeq names its product asparagine synthetase [glutamine-hydrolyzing] 3. NCBI's taxonomy places the organism in Eukaryota, Viridiplantae, Streptophyta, Magnoliopsida, Fabales, Fabaceae. Gene Ontology annotation, molecular function: asparagine synthase (glutamine-hydrolyzing) activity. The record is from RefSeq and is a predicted model, not a curated record. Gene Ontology annotation, cellular component: cytosol. Bases 90 to 1766 code for a protein of 558 amino acids. The transcript has 14 exons.